AUGGAGGAAAUUCGCCAGGAAGUGAAUGCCCGUGAAGAUGAUGAAUGUGUGAAGAAGUUACCCCCAGGGAAGUCGAGCAAUGAUGGUGCAGCUGUAAAUGGAAAGGGGGGUAAAGGCAACAGCAGGUGCAAUGGCGGGUCGGGUGGUACCGCGGCGGCUGGGACGAGUGGAGGUGCCGGUGCUUACCUAUUCAGUUUGAUAGAUAGAUUUAAUAGUCUGAAGAAGGCUGAGCAGAAGGUGGGAGAAAAUCGAAGUGGUAACUUCAAGAAGCCAGAUGAGUGCAAUUCUACCGACGAGAACGGAGACAUGAAAAAAGGAACGGACCAUGCGAGUCAUGAUGGUGAUGUGAAGGAGGGGGGAGAAGCAGAUCCUGUGGCAAAAAGUGAAAGCAGCAGUGGUAAGAAGGUUGUAAACAAAGAGACCAAGGAAGGGGUGGAAGAAGAAGAGGGUAGUGAAGAAACUGACGAGACGGGCGAAAUUGCCCAAUGUGUGGCGCAAAGCUGCGAUCAAAAGAACCCCCAAGAUGAGAUCGAUGAGGGAGCAAGUGAACCCGUUUCCUGUAACAGCGCGAAGAAAGCGAUUAGCAAGGAUGCUCGGGAGGACAAGGAAGAGCCAAGCAAUACCUCCAACUCCGUUAAGGAAGGAGAUGAUAAUACUAGCAACGAUAAUGGAAGUAGCAGGGCGAGUAGCCCCUCCGAUCGGGACGCCUCGGAGCGUGUUUUCUCUGACCGUGAAAGAGGAAGCUGCAAUGGAGAUUCCCUGAGGAAAAGUUCAUGUGAUGGGGAGCUAACCAAAGUACAGGAACUAAUUAAGCAAAUAAAAAAAAAUGAGGAGCUCUACAAUGCCGAGCUCAACGGAGAUCUGUUCUUUCUGUACGAUGAGCUAUACCACACGCUCCUCGAUCGUUUAGAGUGUACAAACGUGAAAAAUAGAGAAAUGAAAAAGCUCGUAAAAAGGGAGAUAGAGAAGUUUAAGGAGAAUCACAGUAUCUUGUCGGAAUACCUGAAGCGUUGCGAACACGAGGUGAAAGCGACACUGGUGAGUUGGGCCAGCAACGUUGGAGAACAGACAGGUAAACAUGUUGGCAACGAAUCGGGUGAGAAGUUGGGUAAGCAGCCGGGUGAGAAGUCGGAUGAACAGUCUCGCCAGGAAUCGGAGAAGAGUCAACAAGCGCCCCCCAAACAGCUAGAUGAGGGAAAGCUUAAUCAGGUAAAAAAAUCUUUUUACGAAUACGUGGAGCAAAAAUUGAAUAACGAUAAUUACGAUGGCAGCGUGUUGGAAGAGAAUUUGCUACACAACAGAAACAUGAGCUUGCUCUUCCUGCUGUUUUGUCAAAAGCACAUUAUCUAUUUUGUGGAGGAAAUAUUUUCCACCAUGUGCCCAAUUGUCGAGGAGGAUGAGAAUUGCAAGAAUCAAAUGAGCCUCCUCCUGAAGAGACUCAACUGUAUGAAUAGCAUUCUACAUUUCCUAACCACAACAAAUGAGCGUAACGGGGAUGUGGACAGUGCUGUGCAAAUUGCCGGAAAUAACAGUGGCUGCAUGCGCCAAUUAUACAGUGAUAAAGCAUUUAAGAGCGACAUGAUGCUGUGCCUAAACGGAGUGAGCACCCAGAUGAAAAUGGAUUUGAUGGAGAAAAAUGACUACAUGGACGUGAAGCGGGAGGCGGAGGAAUUGGGUGAGAAAGGCGACGUGCAUACCCCCCUGCAUGAACAAUCACACUCGGACGAUCUGCAACGCCAUCAGCAAGAACUGAACAGCAAAACGAAUUUUAGUUCAUUAAGCAAUGGUAGCAACAAAACCAGUAAAAUUAAUAAACCCAGCUUAAACAAGAAAACGUACAACUACUUCCGGAAGGACAUGAACGAAACGCAGGUCAGUCUAUCCACCUGCUUAACUGAUACAUCCGCUGUGGACAAAAAGAUGCGUGAUAAAAAUGUGAAAAAUAAAGUUAUGAGUAACGAAAAUGGUAGCAGCAGUGUAGUGACGCCGAGCGAUAAGGAAGGCGCCUCAUCGAAGAAGGCACCAUAUGAAAACACGGGCAGUGGCAGUGCAAAUGGAAGUGGCAAUGGAAGUCGAAGUGGAAAAAACACGCAAGGAAACGGCGCGACGAAUGACUACUUCAGCGACAUGAUGGUCUACAUUUCGUGGGUUCCUAAAAGUGCCAGAUGCCAGUACCCAUUGGAGUUGCCAAAAAACUCAGCCGAGAGGAACAAGCUAGCAGAAUACAUAGAGGCAAAGGAGCAGAUGCUCUACAUCCUGAAGCUAAUGGGAUACGAAGAGAUAGACAAUAUUUAUUUUCACCCCCCAAAAGGAUCCCAUAUUAAGAUAAAAUUUAAAACGCUAGCUUGCAUGAAUAAAUUCCUAAAGGCUUACAAAAACACCCCUGAUAAGUGGAAGGAGGAUAUGUUUAAUUUUUUCAACAUUCCUUUGAGAAGCAGCAUUUCCGUGAGGGAUCUUCGAAUUGAGAGAGCUGUUCCCAGGUCCUCUGCGGCGGAGUUUAAAAAAAUAAAGAAGAUGACAAAGAAUUACCAAGACUUGUUUUUAUUUAAGGACAACUAUAAUCUCUGUGAGGACGGAAAUAACAGCACUUCCAAGAUGGAAAAAGUCAACCUGCAAUACGAUGCCUUUAACAAGCAUAUCAUUGUACAUAAUAACAGCGGAGGGACCACAGCUGCUACUUCCGCUGUUGCUUCUGCCGCCGCUUCGGUUUCUGGUGGUCCCACUGCAGCAGGCACUGUAGGGAUGGUAGUAACGGGCCAUUCGCAGCAGCACUAUAAUGGAAGCACCCAGUAUAGCCUGAAAAAAAACGCUGAUCAGGGAAAAAGUAUUUCUAAGAUGAAGGGUCUUAUGGGAUCCAUGGGUGGUGAAUUGAGUCCCGGAGUUAUGCAUAGCGUGGGAGGAAGUGCAUCCCCUCUGGACGACCUGCACAAUGGAAAUAUGUCUCUUGGCGUAGAUUCCACAAGUACCGCUUCAUAUGGAGCUUUGGCCAGUUUUAGCGGCUAUGGAGGUGGCGUUUCUACAGGCACAACGAAUAUCAUGGGGGGUGCCGGCACCAGUAGCAGCUAUCUGAACAGCGCGGGAAAUGGCAUGAACAGUGGUGCACAUGCACACCACCCUUUUUCGGGUCACAACAACAGCAGUAACACCACCACCACCACCACUACCACCGCACUGAUGAUGUCCAACGGAAUGCUCAACAAGGUUAGCGGUAGUACCGGGAACGCGCUCCACGGAGUUUAUAUAGGGGGCAAGAAUAGCGGGAGUAAUGUGGGAGAUGAAGGAAGAACCUUCCUAUCAGGCACCCACAUGGGAAGUGGAUUCAUGAGUGGGAUGAGCGGGGUGGGAAGCAGCGUGAAUGGACAUUACGGCAGUUACGUAGGAAGUAAUUUAGGAACCCAUUUAGGAACGCACCUGAACAGCGACACCUUUAACCACUACUCAAGCGCACGAAUGCACAGCGGAGGCCUGAGUAACAAAGGAGGAAGCGGAAAACAGAGCUACCCCGUUAACCAUACCAACACCAUGUGUAUGCCCAGAAGCUCUUCGAAAAAUUUGUACUUUAUGAAGAGUGCCAAAAACGUGAACAACAAAGCGAAUUGCGUGGGAAUGGGUUCUAGCGGUUCUGGGGGAGAUGUUGUAGGAGGGUCAUUUCUGUCCAGCUCCAAAAUUUUCGGCAGCGGCAAUAGUAGUAACAAUAACAGCAUACAUGUUAUGAACAAGGAUUUCCUUACCAAUGGAAGUUACACUUUAAAGAAACAGACCCACUACGCAUCCUUUUCAAAUAACUCCAACGGAAAUAUGAACUCACUGAAUGAUCAUUUGUAUGCCUUUAAUAGUAGCGUGGGAAGUACGACGAACGUGAAUGAAUUAAGUAACGUUAACGGUGCACACGGAAUAAACGGAGGCACCAUUGGUAGUAGCGGCAUAGGGAGCCACCAUUACGGAAACAGCAGCAGCCUAAUUGGUAAUACCAUUCAGAAUAACACAGAGAAUAGCAACAAUAAUAACAGUAAUAAUAAUUCAACGAGGGGGGCGCAGAAUAGGACGACCAAUUUGAAUCACUUCUCUACCAGCAGUGCACAUCUGGACGCUGCGACAUUCACCAAGGAGAAAAAUUAUUUGCGUGGUUUUAAAAGUUCCUACAUGGGCAUGGGAAGUUUUGGCGGAGGAAGUGUAUAUUCGGAGAAUAACCUAAACAAUAGCUGUAGUAAUAGUUGUAGUAAUAGCAUUAUCAACAACAGAGAUGGGUUGAUGGGCUUCUCUCACGGGAGAGUCGGCGGAGAAGAAUCUCUGAAAUCGCACAAUGUAAGUGGUAACGAGAGUGGCAGCGGAAAUUGCCAUAGUAAUAAGUAUGGAUCCGAUUUGGCUAGCCAAAAGUAUGGCACCCAAAACGAUGACAUGAAGGAAGAUUUUAAAAACCUCAUUAACAUAGACUUCAUUAAUGAUAUCGAUAUGGAUUUCGAGGAGAAGAACAACGAUCAUAUGUCUGUGAACAAUGCUAGUGACCACAACAGUGGAAAUGUGUACAAAGGGUUUCACCACCUGAAUAAUAGAAACACGGAUAAUGGAAAGAGAUUCAAUGCACUAGGCAAUUGUAUGAGCGAAGGGCUCCUAAGCGGGAAUGCCACGUGCAUGGAAAAUCAUCCGGGCAGCAGUGGCAUCAAGGCGAGCGCCUUUGAGAAGUUCGAUAAAUUUGAAGGCUACGGCAAGUAUGACAGGUACGACAAAAUUGAUGGGUACAAAAAGUAUGAGAACUACGAAAACUAUGAGAACUAUGAUAAGUAUGAAAACUACGAUAAGCAUGAUAGGUACGAUAAGCAUGAUAGGUACGAUAAGCAUGAUAGGUACGAUAAGUUUGAGAGGUACGAGAAACUCCCCUUUGAGGAUAUGAAUCAUGAACGCAGCUACCGCAUGAGCGGCGAGGGCGAUGAGGAGGAAGAGGAUUACGUCGCUGAAGAUGCAGAGGUAGAUAACUUCAACGACGAAAUGAACGUGGAAGAAAACGGGUUUGCGCACUCCAAUGUCAGUAUAAGUAAUAACAGAAAAGUUGGAAAUGCCUUCGGAGUAGAUGUUGAUGAUGACAGUGGAAUGAUGCUGUCCGAGGAAUUUAACAACUACUUCUGUGAAGAGAACCCCAAAACUCUAUAUAACUAUUAUGGCAGUUCUAACGGAGGUGGUUUAGGAGGAGGAAUGCGAGCUCCUCAUACCACUUCCACAGCAACCACUGGCAACAAGAGUAGUUUGCAUUUGAAUUUAAGCACGAGUGGAAACAGCGCACAUAAUGGCAGCUCAGCCAUUUUGGGGGAAGCCACGUUGAGUAAUAAUUACAGUGGAGUUAUGGAGCCAUCAGAGAAUGGCCUACUCACUUCUGCUGCAAACGGUUUGGCCAACUCAUCUGGCAACUCCACGACCAACUCAGUUGCCAACACGGGCCUUAUCAACACUACCUCUUCCCUUUACCGAAACACAAUGACCCCCAAAUUGUACAUUGAUGGCAUAGCAAUGAACAGCACUUUUGGAAAGUAUGAUGAGGGGCACUUUUGCGAUGUAAACAAGGAAGACAACAAACUGAGAGGAACAGGGGGAGCUGGAAGUGCCGGAGUGGCUGAUUACGAUUUAAAAAUGAGCGAGGAAGAUGCAAAUAAAAGCUUUUUAAGUUACUCCUUUCAAUCCUCACGUGUCGACAAUGAGCAAAGUUUUUCGGACAAUUACGUUAACUUCUUUUGA
Plasmodium knowlesi strain H is the source of this 5727-nucleotide messenger RNA. RefSeq names its product asparagine-rich protein, putative. Bases 1 to 5727 code for a protein of 1908 amino acids. The record is from RefSeq and is a predicted model, not a curated record. The transcript has a single exon. NCBI's taxonomy places the organism in Eukaryota, Apicomplexa, Aconoidasida, Haemosporida, Plasmodiidae.